This is a messenger RNA of Tetrahymena thermophila SB210, 960 nucleotides long. RefSeq names its product oxidoreductase, short chain dehydrogenase/reductase family protein. Lineage: Eukaryota; Ciliophora; Oligohymenophorea; Hymenostomatida; Tetrahymenidae. The transcript has a single exon. The record is from RefSeq and is a predicted model, not a curated record. Gene Ontology annotation, molecular function: oxidoreductase activity.
AUGAAUCACUUAGAAAAACUUGAUACUUUGGUUGUUAAUAAUAAAAGAGCUGCUGGUUUAAUUGCUGCUGGAGCUGUUGGCUAUGUUGCUCUCAAGGCUCUUUCAAAGGUAGCUUGUUUAUUCAAAAAAUUUGUCCUUCCAGGAUACAAUUUGAUUGAAAGAUAUGGAAAGGGAUCUUAUGCUGCUGUAACUGCUUGUACUGAUGGAAUUGGAAAGGGUUUUGUUCUUGAACUUGCUAAGAGAGGUUUUAACUUAGUUAUGUUUGUUAGAAAUGUUGAAAAAGCUUAAGCAUUAGUUGAGGAAAUUAAAAAAACAAUUAAUGACAAGAUUGAUGUUAAGAUAGUUCAAAUAGAUUUCUUAAAAGUGAAUCAACCUGGUGUUGUUUAAGCUGCUGUUAAGUAAGUAGAAGAUGUCGAUAUCAGUUUAUUAGUUAAUAAUGCAGGUAUGAGUAUUACCAAUAAGCUCUCUAUUGAGUCAUACACAGAAGAAGAGCUUUCAAAUAUGCUAGUGUUCAAUAUAUACACUUAAGUACUUUUUACUUAUUAUCUACUUCCAAAGCUUAGAAACAGAGGAAAAAAGAGUGGCAUAAUUAACUUAUCUAGUGUAUCAACUGUCAUUAGUAUGGCUGGUUUCCACAUGUACACAGGUACCAAGAUGUUUAAUGACUACUUUAGUAAGAGUAUGGGAGAAGAAUAUAAAGGCAUCAUUGAUGUUAUGUCUCUAAAACCAGGAUUUGUUGAUACUCCAUUGGUUUCAUCAGUAAAGGAAAAAAGACUUUGUAUCUAACCUCAAGAAUGUGCUAAUGCUGCUUUAAAUUACCUUGGUAGAUAUGAAGAAACUAAUGGACACUACAAACAUAUGUAUGGUUCUUUCACCUAAAGUAUUCUUAAACCUGUUAUUAAUAAUAAAAUCCGUAAAAUGUGCUAAGCUGAAAGAGAGAAAAAGUAAAUAUCUUAAUGA